AACAUAACUGCCAAAUGCCAACCAAGGGGGUUUACCCUGUUCCGAUAAAACGUUUUGUUGAUUGUUUUUAUUUUAGUUGUUAGAGUUAGUUUGUAAGGCCGAUUUUUUUAAUAACCCUAGAUUUGUAGAAAUUAACUGCAAAGAAAUAAUUAAGCUUUCUACAAACAAAACCAAGUUUAGAAAUGUUAUGCCAAAUCUUGGCUCUUAUCUUUUUUUUUACUUGUGGAGCACAAACUCAAAGUUUAACACAUCAAAGUGGAAUAGAAUACAAUAAUUAUGGACCUGCAGAAUACAAUUCUUACCAACAGAGUUAUUCAGGGCGACUUGGAAAUAGUCUUUAUGAUGAUAUCAAAUGUCCCGAGCAUUGGAUUCCAUUUCAGCAAUUUUGCUAUAAAUUUAUUAAAUCUCCAUUAAGGCCUUAUGUUAACGCCAGGAUGCUAUGUCAGGCAUUUACUGGAGACCAAGUUGAAACAACAGCUUCAGAUCUUGUAUCAAUAAGCACUGUUGAAGAACAUAGUUUUCUGGUACAGCAAUUAAAUCGUUACGAUCCUCAACAUAGACGUUGGUACAUUGGUGCUCAUUUGACAACAGGAAACACGUAUUCCAAUCCUGAUGGAACGCAACUACCGUCAAUGGAAAGUGCUUUUAUUAGAGCAGACGUACCUUCAGGAUACGGUCAGCCUGAUCGAGAUUUUCUUGUAUAUAAAUUUUCCAAAAAUCUUAUGCAUUGGGGCCUAGAACCUGUUGUUGGAGACGAGUCAUUGCCAUUUAUAUGUAAAGUGCAUGCGGCCGCUAUAGAAAAGCUUAAAGCUGACGAAAGAGAUUACUCAUACGGAACUGACGUCUUUGAUCCGGAAAAAGUACCAAGAGGGCCCUUCUUUAUAAAACAACCAGAAAAUUCUAUUUUUGAUACGUUAAAGAGAAAUUUGUAUAACGAUAUUUCUCUUAGCUGUUUGGCAGGAGGAUAUCCAACUCCCACAUAUCAAUGGUUCAGGGAGGAAUAUGAAAACGAUAGGCUAAUUCCAAGAGAGAUAGAUCCUUUAACUGAUGGGAGAUAUACAGUUAGCGGAGGUACUUUAAUCAUUCAUGAUCCCCAGCAGAAGAGAGAUCGGGCAACGUAUCAUUGCAGAGCUACAAAUAUCUUUGGCACUAUCAUAUCCGAGAGUGUAACUUUAAACUUUGGUUUUAUGCUUGAAUUUGUUCUAAAAAGAAGUCCUGAAGUCGGGGAUUUAAAUUGGGGCAAAGCCAUUUACUGUGAUCCACCAAAUCAUUUCCCUUCAGUACGAUAUUCAUGGUCUAGAGAUUAUUUUCCUAAUUUUGUAGAAGAGGACAAAAGAGCAUUUGUUAGUAAUGAUGGAGCUUUAUAUUUCUCAGCACUAGAAAUUGUUGACAGAGCCAACUAUAGCUGUAGCAUACAAUCUGAGUUUUCAGAUUCUGGAAGAAAUGGACCAUUUUUUUCUCUUCGAGUAAAUCCUCAUUCUAAUUACCAAAAUUUAAAAUUUGCAAAUAAUUUUCCGAAAGCCUUUCCUGAUACCCCAAUUGCUGGAAAAGAAGUUAGAUUGGAAUGUGUUGCAUUUGGAUACCCGGUACCGAGUUAUAACUGGACUCGUAAAGAAGGUGCUUCGUUUCCUCGAAACUCGUAUUUUACGAGUUUUAAUAGGGUACUGGUGAUUCCAAAUGUGCACGUGGAGGAUGAAGGAGAAUAUAUUUGUCGCGCCUACAAUGAUAGAAAAAUGAUCGAAAAUUCAGUAAUUCUUAAUAUACAAGCCGAGCCUAAUUUUACUAUACCACUAACUGAUAAACACAUAGAUAAGAAAGGAGAAUUAGUCUGGACCUGUGAAGCUUUUGGUAUUCCGGAUGUAAAUUAUACAUUUUUUAAAAAUGGAAAGGAGUUAUCCAUGUUAGAAUUAGACCCGGAGGACCGUGGACGAAUCCAUAUUCGGGACAACGUUUUGACAAUUUCAUACCUUAACAACAACCGAGAUCCCGGGAUGUAUCAGUGUCGAGCUUCUAAUACUCUCAAAACCAGAUAUUCGUCAGCACAACUUCGAGUACUAGCGUUUCCACCUUCAUUUAAGAAGCACCCCUUAGAAUCUGAAACGUAUGCUGCUGAAGGAGGUAACGUAACUAUAAGAUGUAAUCCAGAAGCGGCACCCAGACCGAUUUUUACAUGGAAAAAGGAUGGCAUAGAAAUAGGUGUUGGGGGCCACAGAAGCAUUUUUCCGAAUGGAAAUCUUUUACUCAGCCCGGUUUCUAGGGAUGACGAAGGCGUUUAUACUUGUACAGCAAGCAAUGAAUUAGGGAUGGCUGAAUCUAAAGGAAGACUUAUAAUUUUACGCAGUCCUAGAAUAGUUGAAAAUCCGAGUCAAUCUAUCGUAACAAUAAAUGGUCGACACAUUGAUCUUCAGUGCUACGCGUCAACGGAUGAAAUGCUGGAUAUAGCUUAUAUAUGGACCCACAAUGGAUUGCGUAUUCGGGAAAUGGAUCUGAUUUAUUCUAAUGACAGAAUAACAAUAGAUGGCGGUUACCUUCGAAUAUCUAAUGCGACAUUCUCAGACUCGGGUGAUUAUGAAUGCGUUGUUCAGAGCGCAGUGGGGACAAUCUCGGUUAAGUCUCACGUAACCGUGCAGGGACCCCCUGGACCGCCAGGCGGCGUCCAAGCUAUGUCCAUCCAAAAACACGCAUUUACUCUUGAGUGGACAGACGGUGCUACUCAUGGAUCUCCUAUUUAUAGCUAUUCAAUUCUUGGAAGGACAAACUGGAACAGAAAAUGGGUAGUACUCGCGGUAGGAGUAAGAGCACACGAGGUGGAUAGAUUUACUGGCCGGAAACGAGCUGACGUAGACUUAAAAUUAACCCCUUGGUCUUCAUACGAGUUUCGAGUGGCAGGAUGGAAUGAACUAGGCCCAGGUGCUUAUUCCGAACCUAGUCCUAAAUAUCACACGCUUAAAGAUAUUCCACGCGUGGCUCCAAAGAAUGUCAGAGGCGGUGGAGGAAAAAUAGGUGACCUUACGAUAACCUGGACUCCUUUGACACCUGAGGAACAACAUGCUCCAGGAAUUCACUACAAAGUAUUCUGGAAACGAAAUAAUGAGCAAAUCGAAUUUCAAACUCUUGUCUUAAAAGAAUUUGGAAAUACGAAUACAGCUGUUGUUCAAAUCGAACCGAAAUACUAUUAUACAGAGUACAUUGUUAAAGUUCAAGCUAUAAAUGAAUUGGGCGAAGGCCCCAUAAGCCAAGAGGCAGUCAUAUAUUCUGCUGAGGAUAUGCCGCAAGUCGCUCCACAACAGGUUGUGGCUAGAUCUUAUAAUUCUACAGCUUUGAAUGUAACAUGGGAACCUGUGGAAGAAACCAGAGAAAAGAUAAAGGGUAAAUUAAUAGGCCACAGAAUAAAAUACUGGAAAAAAGGCAAUAGUGAGCAAGACAGUGUCUACUACUUGUCUAGGACAACAAGACCGUGGGCACUUAUAGUAGGAUUGCAGCCGGAUACUUACUAUUUUGUUAAAGUUAUGGCUUACAACUCUGCUGGAGAAGGACCUGAAAGUGAAAGAUAUAUGGAACGCACAUUUAGGAAGGCGCCACAAAAACCACCAUCAUCUGUAAGAGUAUAUGGAAUUAAUCCGUCUACAAUAAAGGUUCAGUGGCGAUAUGUGCAACCUUCAUUGGAAGAAGAACCUCUUCAAGGAUAUAAGAUCCGUAUAUGGGAUUUUGAUCAAGAUUUAAGUACUGCGAAUGACACUAUAGUGCCAUUUGGUGGACAUUUAGAAGGAUAUGUAACAAAUCUUACCCCUGGCAAAACUUAUAGGAUGAGAAUAUUGGCAUAUUCCAAUGGAGGCGAUGGAAGAAUGAGCUCGCCAGAAUAUGUAUUUCAAAUGGGUAAUCCAGAAUAUUUUAGGAGCGGUUCCGCAAAACAAAAAUGCCUUCUCACUAUUUCAUUACAAGUUUUAAGCGUAAUUACAGUUUUAUUUGUCACUUAAGAUCCGAUAUUAAUUAUGUAAAUUGUUUAGUUGUUUAAGAUAUGAACUAAUGCACAAAUUAUGACAUUUGAUAAAAAAAAAUUUGAUGGCAAUUUUAUCUUCUUGGACUAGGCCAAUAUUAAUUAAAUGUGUCUAGUAAUUACCUCACUUAUAAUUAAGGAAAUUCGCUUUUAAAAGAUAUAUGUUUUUUAGUGUAUUUAAAACCACAGAUUGUAUGUAGCAUUAGAACAAAUGUGUAUGAACUGUUUUACAAUCUUUUAAAUUAAUUUAUAUAAAUAUUGUGAAAGGAGAGAUUGUUUAAUAGUGUUGUCAUUCAUUAUAGAUUUACAAUACACUCGACCAUAAUACUUGUUAACAUUGAAGCUAUUGAUUCCGUCCAAUUAAUGAUAUGACUGUGACAAAUUUAAAGUGAUUUGACUGAUGAUUAAUGAUCUUUGGUAGGCAUUGGCUGGUGGUGAUCUUAAGAAUUUUUUCUAUUCUAUAUUUUUAGUUUAUAGUAUUAUUUUAUUUGAUGAUUAACCUUGCAAAUGUUUGCAGAAUAGCACUUAUUAUACUCGAAUAAGACUCGAUGAUUAUAUAUAUGACUCGAAUAUUG
This is a messenger RNA of Anthonomus grandis grandis, 4572 nucleotides long. Its product is annotated as contactin. The transcript is spliced from 13 exons. Gene Ontology annotation, molecular function: protein binding. Gene Ontology annotation, biological process: cell-cell adhesion. NCBI's taxonomy places the organism in Eukaryota, Metazoa, Arthropoda, Insecta, Coleoptera, Curculionidae. The coding region runs from base 183 to 3977 and encodes 1264 amino acids. The record is from RefSeq and is a predicted model, not a curated record.